Hyalella azteca is the source of this 4461-nucleotide messenger RNA. RefSeq lists its product as uncharacterized. The record is from RefSeq and is a predicted model, not a curated record. Bases 1 to 2034 code for a protein of 677 amino acids. NCBI's taxonomy places the organism in Eukaryota, Metazoa, Arthropoda, Malacostraca, Amphipoda, Hyalellidae. The transcript is spliced from 10 exons.
AUGCUGGACAUAAUCAAUUUGGCUAAUGGAGCUGAAGUUGUUCAGCAGAUGUGCCUGGUGAGAUGUCUUUGCAGUCCAAUAUGUCCGGGAAUAUCAGGCAGUGUGACCCACAGCGCUGGAGGUGCAGUCUCUACAUGCUCCUACUCAGUGGGUGACGAUGGCUUCACUGCCCUGGUGAUGCUGCAGCCGGGAGUGAAUCACAUAGUUGCUCAGUAUGGCACACACAUGGCAACCAGGCAGAUUGUCUUCUCUCCAAUUCAAAUUGAAAGAUUUGUCCGCCUUAUCUAUGUUACAAGUUUUGAUGAAGACAAAUUCCAGGGACCUAAAGAUAUGGAUCGUUCAGCCAAUGCUGCUGUACGUCGCAUUCAAACAGGAGUUUUGGCUCUGCAAACUUUCCUUGCUGAGAGCCUGCAGGAAGAAGGACUUGGAAGAAAAACUUUCAAGUUAGAGCUCACUCCUAAAGGCCUGCCCAAGGUUCACGUGCUGCAGCUGCCCCUACCCAUGCAUGAGGUGCAGAGGCAGCGAGAAGAGCGGCUGUGGGAGGUGGUGGCCAUGCAGGUCUUGUCUACGCCUCACUUGGCCGACCCCAAUUGCAAGUAUCUGGCCUUCCUGGGUGCCACUCGCUACGCCAACCCUUCUGGGUCUCAGGUGUCUUCUGAGGCCACGGUGGUGUCCCUAACGAAGGGCCACGUGUCCCUGGGUGGAGGAGGCCUUGCCCUGGUAGGCACGGGGGCGCUGUACAGCUGGCCGGAGCAGCCCUCGCAGCUGUUGGCCGCGUUUGCGGACAACACUCCCGUCGACUCAUCCCUUCUCAUGGACUUCAGUGGCGGCAGAGGGACAUGGGGCGCUUGUUUUGGCACCCAUCUUGGUUCUGUGCUGCAUGAGCUCGGCCACACCUUCGAUCUGGGCCACACCAAGCACGGCAUCAUGGCGCGGGGCUUUGAAGACCUCCACAUCUUCUUUACGGCGCCGCUGCUGCAUUGCUCUUUUGCUAAGCACAAUGCCAGAGGCAACGUACGCGCCAGUCUGUCGUCGAGCUCGCUGCUGAAGGAGCCUGUCACGUUCCGCACAGACUUCGUGGCGCGCCAGCAGCAGCCCAGCAACAUCAACAUGACCGUCGCACCCCUGGACACUGAGAACUUGUCUUCUGACACCUCCUCCUCUGAUCCUCUCGACCCUGACUCUUCAACAGAGUGCAGCAGCGGGCAACACCUCCCUUCUCUUGCCUUCAAGUGCAACCUACAAGGCGGCGUCGACCAGAAAUGCUCUACGCCCCCCAUUUGUGUCUCCUCUUCUGACGCUUCCACUCCUGACGAUGGCCGCCGCUGGUGCAACUCUCCUCUCACCCCAACACACACCACCGCCGCUACCAUCACCACCGACGCUUCCCCUGACUCGGGUGUUGGUAACAGUCGUCCCACUAACGACAACGCCGCAUUCUCCAACAAACUCACGUCAAGUUUUUCGAACCUCACGACAUCUCUGUACGACCUCGACUCGAGCGGAGCCAAGAUGGAGGCGGAUGGAAGUCCUGCUAAGAUCAUGACCGCGAGUUUCACGAACCUGAGUUGCGACGGAGGUGGGGUGCUGCCAGGGACUCGUCCUCCACAGGCGCUGAGCUCAAUGCCCGACCUCAGUGAAGGGUAUGGAGGCAAGAGGAACGCUGGCCGGUGGUCGUCCCCAGGCUGGAGGGGACAUCGGGCCUGCAGUGUGAGCUGCAGGGCCUUCUGGGCCCGGGCCAACGCCGUCAUGCUCGACUCGCACAAGUGGCUGAACGACUUCAAGGAUGGGCCUAAACCACAGCUGAAAGGGUCAGUGAUAAUGGCGGGCCCGGGCAUCCGGCUGGUAGAGCUGCGGGACCUGAACACCCUCACCUUCCACCACUGGGAGUGGCUGGGACGCAAGCCUCCCCCCGUGCUACACGUGCCCUGGGCCAGCGUCCCCAAGUGGCCACACGACAAGCAAGUACAUCUGCUCGCCCUAGACGCCGAGGGAAACCUUCUCAAAGACUGCCUCAUGAACAAGCCUUUAUGAUGUGCUUCCGCGUAGGAGUUCUGUUACUAUGCGGUGCUUUGCUUAUUUCUGCAGGUUUUAUAUAAUUUAAUAAUUCCCUUUAAUGAUCAUACAUGAAGGAACCAUUGCAGUAGUCAGUUGAGAUUUAGAGUCAGCAAGCUUUCAUGGAAGGCUUCGACUUGAAACUUUUUCGCUUUUAUUUUUAUCGCAACAUAGCUCAUUAAUAUAAAUGAUUAUCUUAUGUUGUUUUAUGUGUGAUCAUAUUGCUUGUAACAUAGAAGUUUGGAAAGACUUGAAGCAAGCUGCACGAUUUGAAAAUACUUUUAGGACCUGAAAUUUUGGGCUUCUUCUGAAUUAUGACCUUUUGUUUAUGUUGAAUUGGAUGUUGAAAUUCAUGUUGAAUUCGAUUUAUUUACGAGGUUUGAUAAUAUAAUUGUAGGAUUGCCUAACCAGGCCGCCAAACUGUCUCCAGAUGCAAAAUAUAUCCUCAAUAUGUAUUUGAUUAUGAUUAUUUUACUGGCAUCGGUAGUUCCCAGUCGUGGUGGAAUAGGCAUAAUAGGUACUAUAUAUUAAUGCUUCUUGAAGUGCUAAUGCAUUUUAAAUGAUCGUUUUCUCAGACUUGGUUAUGCUUCCUCCAGCAAACAUACUGAAGUAGAGCAUACAUUAGUCAGUAUACCAGCUUAAAAUUCGUGCUAAUUUUGCUUUUGUUUAAUUUCCGUUUGUUAUAAGAAAUGUUUGUUAUAGGAAAUUUCCGUUUGUUAUAGGAAAUGUGCUUUUAUUUAAAAAUCCCGUUUAUGUUGUUCCUCACACUGCUGCUAAUUUUCUUUUUAGUUUAUUUUAAUUUUUUCAUCUCCGUACUGUGCAUUUCUUAGAGGCUUCGCCUUCAACUCACAUAUCCUCGAUGUUGCUGGCUCGAGACCAGCUCGUUUUCCGUGAUAUUUUGCCAAAGAUAAAUGUAACCGAGUCGUGUUCUGUACGCUAAUUUUACUUAUUUAUUGAUGUAUAGACGAUAGUUACUCAAUAUCUUAACGUAGAAGUUCAAUCUCCACUAAAUUUACGUGUGAUGAUUUCCAGCUUGUUAUCAGCAUUUGUUUUCAGUGUUCAAUCUAUGGAUAGGUACUAAUUAUUUUCCCGAUUAAUUCAAAUAAGAUCUUCGCAUGGAGUGAGUUUUUUGUUGUAAGCUUCAAGUAGCGAUUCAAAACAGUGCCAGUUGGCAGGCGAUGACGCUUUAAUGUUAGAUAUGUCAAUCCAAUCGUGAUCCGCGAUGUUGACUGCUGUGAUGAACCCUUUUUAUUUUUAAUGAACCGUUCUUGUUCUUGGAUGUGUCUGGUCUUUAUUCGCAAUUAGCAGCUACGGUUUUUAUAUAGUUUUUCAUUCCUCUUUCGUUUCUAAAAUCAUCCCCAAAACCCCACUUGUUUCCAAAAAUUAUAUCCUUUCUCAUCCCGUCUUUCAAAGAAAUCCUGGCUUGCUUUUUCCUCAUAUAUGAUAUCAGUGUUUUAGUUUAGUAGUUUUUGCUGAGCAGAAACCAUUGUAAUAAGUACCUAUAGGUUCUUUUAACUAUAAACUGAGCAAGAAUAAUUUUUGGCGGUUGCUGUAAGACAUCAGCCGUAGCCAUUUUACGGUCGGCUCUCGAAUGUAGACUUUAUGAAGUGCUGUGAUAGACGCGAGACUUGGCUUCUUGUUCUCAUUGUUGACAAAUGCUAACAAUCAAUGUAAGGAGGACGAAAACAUUUUCAAUGGGAUUGCUAUUACAGCAGUGAAUGAUUCUCCGGGUGGCAAUAACAUCCUAGUUGUUUAAGAUUUGUUAAUGAUUAAGAAAGGGUCAUCAAAUGAUUGGUAUGUUAGAAGAGUUGAAUGAAUUACGUUCAUGUUAAUGCGGUCACCGCUAUUAUUUGUACUGCUGCUGUUAAUUAUGUGGUAUGUUGUGACGCAGCUGCUUUACAUGAGUACAGAUGCGCAUGAUCGUCCAGUCCCUUGCAGGCCGUGACUUGACGUAGGCUUAGCGCCCCAUGUGUUCAUUUUUGCGGCAUAUUGUGAUGGAUGUUGAAGUAAAUUCUACAUUUAUUGCUGGCUGAAUCAAACAUGUGCGAGCAAAAUCUUAUCUGUUCACAAAUCACGAGCAUGAUACUUAACGAUGCUGAGGUUCCUGUGAUGAUACAAUCUUAUUAGCGUGGUUGUUCGCAUGGCAUUGGUAUGACGAGUUUACCUCUUCGUUUUUAUUGCUGGUUAGUUUGUUCAGAGUUGCUUGAACGUUUUACCAGUAGAGGCGUUCCUCUACAAACGCUCAAAGCAUUUCCGUCGUGUAUGAAUAAAUCCCCGCCCUUGGUUGAAAAUUGCAUGUAACUGAGCCCGAAUACCGGUAAGACAGGAUUUUUAAGCCCGCAAAUAUUCUAUGCAGUUAUGAACUACACUCCUUCAUUGUUUUCUGAUGGAGAUACUUAUAAUUUG